AUAACAAUAUCUUUAAAUAUCAGGGUUAGGUAGCCACCUGUAUAUUGGUCCCUCUCAAAAUUCCUUAAACCCUUUCACUAGCAAAGCAAACCCUAGCCUCCUCCUCUUUACAAAAUGACUGGAGAAACAGUAAACCCUAAAGCAUACCCACUUGCAGAUGCGCAGUUGUCCAUAACCAUAUUGGAUCUUGUUCAACAAGCUGCUAAUUACAAGCAACUCAAAAAAGGAGCUAAUGAAGCUACUAAGACCCUUAAUAGGGGUAUCUCUGAGUUUGUUGUGAUGGCUGCCGAUACUGAACCUAUCGAGAUUCUUUUGCAUCUUCCGUUGCUUGCGGAGGAUAAGAAUGUGCCAUAUGUAUUUGUCCCUUCAAAGCAAGCGCUUGGCCGAGCUUGUGGUGUCACAAGACCAGUUAUUGCUGCUUCCGUCACAACAAACGAGGGCAGUCAAUUAAGGUCUCAGAUACAACAGCUCAAGGAUGCCAUUGAAAAGCUAUUGAUAUAAACAUUUCAGUACGUGCAUUGGUGUGAUGGGCCUACUCCAGUGGAGGCUUUGACUGAUGAAGUUGUAUCAUUAGAGAACAAAGCUUUUAUUUUUAUAUGAUAUUAAGAUUCUUGGUUUUAUCAGCUUAUUAUGUAUUAUGAGAAAGAUUACUCGGAUGAAGUUUUGCCAGAACUUGAGAAAGUUGUGAGGUUAUUAUGUCAUAUUUAAUGCGAGUUAUUUUCUUGUUGA
Mercurialis annua (annual mercury) is the source of this 729-nucleotide messenger RNA. RefSeq lists its product as uncharacterized. Gene Ontology annotation, biological process: ribosome biogenesis; maturation of SSU-rRNA; mRNA splicing, via spliceosome. The coding region runs from base 115 to 501 and encodes 128 amino acids. The record is from RefSeq and is a predicted model, not a curated record. Gene Ontology annotation, cellular component: precatalytic spliceosome; small-subunit processome; box C/D methylation guide snoRNP complex. Gene Ontology annotation, molecular function: RNA binding. NCBI's taxonomy places the organism in Eukaryota, Viridiplantae, Streptophyta, Magnoliopsida, Malpighiales, Euphorbiaceae. The transcript is spliced from 5 exons.